Macroventuria anomochaeta is the source of this 848-nucleotide messenger RNA. Its product is annotated as UPF0220-domain-containing protein. Gene Ontology annotation, cellular component: fungal-type vacuole membrane; Vps55/Vps68 complex. Gene Ontology annotation, biological process: protein targeting to vacuole; late endosome to vacuole transport via multivesicular body sorting pathway. Bases 77 to 601 code for a protein of 174 amino acids. The record is from RefSeq and is a predicted model, not a curated record. NCBI's taxonomy places the organism in Eukaryota, Fungi, Ascomycota, Dothideomycetes, Pleosporales, Didymellaceae. The transcript has 3 exons.
ACCGCAGCUCUUACAGCAGGCUGCAAGCACAUCACGACACCACGCACGCGAGCGCAUAAACAGAGACACUAUCGAAAUGAUGGAGGAGAACCGCCUUUUCCGCUUCCCUAAGCCAGCGUGGCUGAACAGCGCAAACACACGAACCUUCGGCGUCUACACUGCAGGAGCUAUGUUUGCGCUCGGUUUCUACUCCCUCAUCGACGUUGCAGUCUGGUCCAGGUCGAUCAAGAACCCCUCCGACCCGCCCGUUCACGUCACGUUCAUCGACUGGAUACCCGGCAUCUGCUCCGUCCUGGGCAUGCUCGUCAUCAAUUCGAUCGACAAGUCGCGGUUGUCUGCCGACAGCUUCAGUUACAGCGGUAACGGUGUUGCGUGGAAGGCGAGGCUGGUGCUGUUCUUGGGCUUUGCGCUGCUGGCGGGCGGGCUGGCGGGGAGCGUGGUGGUGCUGGUUAUGAAAUACAUUGUGCCGGGCUAUGUUUGGCCAACGAUCUGGAUGGGCGUUGGGAAUGUGGUUGCAAAUGCACUGGUUAUGCUAAGCUCUGCGGUGCUUUGGAUUGCGCAGAAUAUGGAGGACGAGUACACGUACAACUUGGCGCUUUGAGAGCGUUCGGCAAACGAGUGGCACACGCGAGCAUGACAUAGCAUGCGAGGCUGAGGACGUUGAAGAGAGUUUGGAUGUUUAUGAUAGCGGGUAUGCAGGGUUGAUGUCUUGUUAUUGCUGUAUGCAUACAUUUGGCGCGUUUCUAUGUUACCGAUACCAGGACGUGGUAUCAGGCCACACUGUCGAUUCAAUUAACGAUAAUUCCGGCGUAAGCCAGUCAAUAGCAUGCGGUCUUCCUAACAUACCC